UUGAUACCUCCCUCCGGAAUUAUUUGACAGUGACAGUUCUUUUUCGUCACCAUCAAGCAGUCGUCAACAUGGGAAAGCCCCGUGGUUUAAGGACAGCCAGAAAACACGUUAAUCACAGAAGGGACCAGCGAUGGGCCGACAAGGACUACAAAAAGGCCCAUUUGGGAACCAGAUGGAAGGCAAAUCCCUUCGGAGGUGCUUCCCACGCCAAGGGAAUUGUACUUGAAAAAGUCGGUGUAGAAGCCAAACAACCUAACUCUGCUAUUCGUAAGUGCGUGAGGGUACAAUUAAUCAAAAACGGUAAAAAGAUUACUGCUUUUGUACCCCGUGACGGUUGUCUCAAUCAUAUUGAAGAAAACGAUGAAGUCUUGGUUGCCGGUUUCGGUAGGAAAGGUCACGCUGUAGGAGAUAUUCCCGGGGUUAGGUUUAAGGUGGUUAAAGUAGCCAAUGUGUCCCUAUUAGCCUUGUACAAAGAAAAGAAGGAGAGGCCAAGAUCUUAGGUUAUUAAGUUUUUUUUUUUAUUAUAAACUUGUGUUUGAAAUAAAAAUGCAAGUUUAAAGAAAAGGUGUUUUAUUUAAUUUUUUCAAUUAGUUGUGAUUAUUUUUGUAAUAAAUUUGUUUUCAAUUUGAAGGU
Ceutorhynchus assimilis (cabbage seed weevil) is the source of this 633-nucleotide messenger RNA. Lineage: Eukaryota; Metazoa; Arthropoda; Insecta; Coleoptera; Curculionidae. The record is from the annotation of a GenBank genome assembly.